Penaeus chinensis is the source of this 2346-nucleotide messenger RNA. It is a transcript of the gene Nprl2, whose product is annotated as GATOR complex protein NPRL2-like. Gene Ontology annotation, molecular function: GTPase activator activity. Lineage: Eukaryota; Metazoa; Arthropoda; Malacostraca; Decapoda; Penaeidae. Bases 50 to 1264 code for a protein of 404 amino acids. Gene Ontology annotation, cellular component: GATOR1 complex; vacuolar membrane. Gene Ontology annotation, biological process: positive regulation of autophagy; negative regulation of TORC1 signaling; cellular response to amino acid starvation. The record is from RefSeq and is a predicted model, not a curated record. The transcript is spliced from 5 exons.
CACUUGCAUUGUGAGUAUUCCAACGUCUCAUGUUUCUUCCAACAGCAAGAUGGAGGAGUAUGGCAAGGAGGGCCCCAUCCUCAGCAUCUUCCUGUCAGAAUUCCACAACAUUGCAGGCCCUAAAAUAGUGUAUCAAUACCCUGAGAACUAUGUCACAAAGGAGGUGUUUGAUGCAGUUUCUGUCUACAUCAUCCCAAAGCCACAGAUCCAGAAGAGGAUCAUCACGGUCAAUGUCCUCGGCCACAAGAUAACAGGCUACCCCAAUGAGAUCAAAAACCUCAAAUAUGUGCGCAACGCCCUCAUUUUCAACCUGUGCUUUGUGUGUGACUCCAAGUCUCGUACCGUGCACUAUGAGCCUGCUGUCAAAAAGCUCUCUGAAUACCUGGAGAACCUAGAGCUGGAGAAUGGCUUCCUCUCUAAUGACGGCAGUCGAGAGCAGAUACCCAGGAUGCUGCGCCACAUCCUGGAGGAGCUCAAUGCACGGGGAGAGUGCACUGUGACACAAGGCCUCAGCACAUCUGUUCUUCAUCUCAAGGUGGUUCGCAUAUGGCCAGACCCCCCACAUGUGCUCGACCACCAUGUCCCCAUUCUGAUUUCAGAGCGGGUGCUCAGCCAGGGGGAACACUGGGAUUUAACCACACAGCAAGUCCUGCCUUACAUUGAUGGCUAUGCACAUGUGGCCAAGAUUGCUGCAGCAGCUGAUGUUGAAAGCAACUUGGUCAAGGCAUGCGUGGAAAACCUGCUCUACUAUGACCAAGUGCGUCUCCUACCCAUCUUCCAGUACUCAAACAUAUACACAGUGACAUCGAACAUCGGCAAGCUCUAUGACAACCAUGAACUACAAGAGGAAUGCCAACGUGCUGUUGGGAAGAAUUCUACCUCGUUGCCACAGCUGUCACAUAUCAUGAUGCUCUACUGCAGCAUGACGUACGGGGUGAGUGUGCGGGACCUGUGCAUCCGCUUUAAUCCACAGGCGCUCAAUGUGGAUGAGCGGAGACUCAUUCAGUUUGGCCUCCUGCACAACCUCAUCCGGCGGCUGCAUCAGUAUCCAGUCUUUCUCAGUCCUGAUGGGGGAGGAGGUGGAGGAACAGGAGCAGGAGGAGCCCCCCCACCCCAGGGCACCCCCAGCAGGCUGAGUGCCAUACACCGGUUGUGCAAUGGUUCACACUCCUACGAUGAGAUCUGCUGCCGGCUUGGAAUGACGCACAAGGAAAUGCAUGACAAGGUGGAGAGGGACCCCAACAUCCAUGUGCUGUGGAAGUGAAGGCGAAGUAAAGAGUUGAUUUCAGAGUGGAGAGUGAAGCCAAAGUGGGACUUGGAAUAGAGUUGGCAUAAGAAGUGGGAGGUGGAGUAGGGAUCAAGUCUGAAGUGGAAAGUCUAAGAGAAGGGGAGGAUAGUGAAAAAGGGAAGUGUAAAGGAAAAAGGAAAUGGAGGCUGUUGGAUGUGAAAUAGAAAAUUAAAAGUGAAAGGAGAUGUGGCAUUGAAUUGGAGUGGAAGUAUGAAGUGUGAAGUAUGAGGUGAUGUGAAGAUGAAGCAAAAAUGAAACACUUCUAUUCUAAUUGUUUAUUUGUGUUAAAUUGAAAUUUGUUAUAUAAUUCUUUUUGCCUAAUAUGAUUUAAAACAAAAACAAAUCCUCAUUGUUGUGCCUUCUAAUUUCUGUCUUUCCUUUAUUUGCUUGAUCUCUUAGAAUUAUUUGUAUUCUUUAUACACAUCCUCUCUUACAUUACAUCCUCCUCCCUCAUUAUUAAAACCUUAAAUAUCAGGACACAGUAGAAGUAGAUAAAAACAAGUGGUGGCAAAGACAGCAUUGUGCAUUUAUGGAUUAUUGGAUUUGUGUGUAGGUGGCAUUGGUGGAAUGAGUAUUUGUGUGUGAAAUUUGUUCAGAUGUGUCUUUGUCUACAGGCAAGAAAUCUAGGAAGCCCAUCUGAUAAUCAUUUGCUCAAAGAAGGAUUUUGCAUUUUGAUACUGAAGCAGAAAUAAUUGUGACAAAUGUAGAAAAUGCUUGAAUGAGAAUAAAUAAUUCCACACUAUGGGAUAUGUAACUGACAUGUCUGUAUUACCUCUUCAUGUGAAUCAGGUCAUUGUGGUGAAAAUAUGAUAGUGCAGCAUGCAUUGCAAAUCUUGCAGUGUGGAUUUAUUAAUUCUCAUUCUUACCUUUUCUAAAUAUAGUUACUCGAGUCAUAUGUAAUAUGCCAGAGUAUUAUAUACAACUGGAUUUAUUACAAUAUCAUCACAUUUCUCUCUUUGUAUAUUACAGCUUAUAUCUGACAGAAUUUAUUAAAUAAAGGAAAUAUGUUUAUAUAGACCUAAUUAUGAUAAACUGAAAUAAAUGGUUUUGUCUACAAA